Molecule: messenger RNA, 903 nt
Organism: Zygotorulaspora mrakii
Lineage: Eukaryota; Fungi; Ascomycota; Saccharomycetes; Saccharomycetales; Saccharomycetaceae
Gene: PXR1
Product: telomerase inhibitor
Exons: 1
Coding region: 1-903 (300 amino acids)
Molecular function (GO): nucleic acid binding
Source: RefSeq, a predicted model, not a curated record
AUGGGAUUGGCAGCAACACGAACGAAGCAGAGAUUUGGAUUGGAUCCUCGAAACACUGCCUGGAGUAACGACACUUCGAGAUAUGGUCAUACAAUGCUGGAAAAAUUCGGCUGGCAACCAGGCAUGGGACUCGGAAUGUCACCAAAUGCAUCACAAACCUCACACAUUAAAGUUUCCAUUAAGAGUGACAAUGUUGGUCUAGGAGCAAAAAUCAAGAGAAAAGAGCGAAAAGAUGCAUUUGAUAAUGGCGAAUGUGCAGGCCUUGACUCGUUUCAGAGAAUCCUCGGUAGGCUCAAUGGUAAGGAACAGCAAAUAACUGAGGAACUCGAUAAACAGAGAAUAGAGAAAGUUUUAAAUGGUAAAUGGGGUGUUCAUUUUGUUCAGGGAGAGGUUCUUGCGAGUACUUGGGACCCAGAUACAAAAGGACUGAGGAGCUAUGCCAAUCCAAAGAAAAGGAUAAAUGCUGAUGAGGAACUCUCUACGUCUGAAAGUGAUAGUAAAAGAAGAAAAAGUGAUGGAAUUCACAAGAAGGAGAAGAAGGAUAGUAAAAAGAAGAAGGCCAAGAAAGAGAAGAAGGAUAAAAAAGAGAAAAAGAGUAAGAAAGAGAAAGAAGACAAAAAAGAAAGCAAAGAGAAGAAGAGUGGGAAGCAUACUAAAGAGAAGACGAAAAACAAAAAGGAGAAGAGGAAGGAAAAGAAAGGCAAUAAAGAGAAGUUAGACGAAGAGAAAUCAAAAACGAAUACCCCGUUAGAUCCAAUACAUUUGGCAGCCUCUGAGACGGCUUUAAAUGUCACUAGUAUACCUGGCAGAUUGUCCGUGCGUUCACGUUACAUCAGACAGAAAAGGUUAGCAACAAUGGAUCCUAAAGCUUUGAAGGAAUUAUUCAUGGUAACAAAUAACUAA